ACCAACUUCACUUUGAACCGGUUCGGCAAAAUGUCAUCGAUUUCGCAGUUGAGUGUCUCGUUGCCUUUCCUUUUUCUUAAAAUCAGUGGCUAUGAUGAUUGGAAACAAAAUUAUCAAGCCUAACGGCGCUGAGCCCGAUGAGUUCGAGAAAUCCAUUGCUCAAGCUCUUUUGGAGCUGGAAAUGAAUUCCGAAUUGAAACCACAAUUGAGGGAUCUUCAUAUCACCCGUGCUCGUGAAAUUGAGUUCAACAACAAGAAAGCUGUCAUCAUCUAUGUACCAAUUCCAAAGCAAAAGGCUUUCCAAAAGAUCCAAAUCCGUUUGGUCCGUGAGAUGGAGAAGAAAUUCUCUGGCAAACACGUCGUGUUCAUUGGCGAACGCAAGAUCUUACCUAAGCCAACCAGGAAGUCAAGGAAUCCUCUGAAACAAAAGAGGCCACGUUCCCGCACUCUCACCUCAGUGUACGAUGCCAUCCUCGAAGAUUUGGUAUUCCCCGCUGAAAUUGUCGGCAAACGCAUCCGCGUCAAGCUUGACGGCACACAAUUGAUCAAGGUGCACUUAGAUAAGAACCAACAGACCACCAUUGAACACAAAGUUGACACCUUCACUUCAGUGUACAAGAAAUUGACUGGACGUGAUGUAACUUUCGAGUUCCCAGAAAACUACUUGUAAAUUUUUUUUUCAAGAUUACGUUUAAAACAUUCAAAAAAGGAAUAAAAAAGAUACGUUUUUAAAAAAAAA
Messenger RNA from Episyrphus balteatus (marmalade hoverfly), 739 nucleotides. It is a transcript of the gene RpS7, whose product is annotated as 40S ribosomal protein S7. The transcript has 4 exons. Gene Ontology annotation, biological process: rRNA processing; ribosomal small subunit biogenesis; translation. Gene Ontology annotation, molecular function: structural constituent of ribosome. The coding region runs from base 92 to 670 and encodes 192 amino acids. Gene Ontology annotation, cellular component: small-subunit processome; 90S preribosome; ribosome. Lineage: Eukaryota; Metazoa; Arthropoda; Insecta; Diptera; Syrphidae. The record is from RefSeq and is a predicted model, not a curated record.